AUGGAUUUCAAAUACCUGUUGGUGUGUGUGGUGUUAUUGAUUCCAACUAGCAGUGGUGUGUCUUUUGAUGAAGUUGAUGACGUCUUCGAGUUGACUACCAAAGUGCUCGAUUUCGUCACCAAGUCAUGGGAGAUUGCUGAUAAUAUGGAAGAACGUUUGGGCAGUGAAAAUACUCCACUCGUGUGGUUCACAAAAAAAAAAGAACGUAAGAUUUUAUCCUACUUUGGACAUAUUACUCACCUCGUGCAAAUGACCCAAAAAGAAACAAAUGACAUAAGGACUAUGAUGUUGGUUAGUCUUAAGAGGCUGCAAUCCAUGCCUGAUGCUGUUUUGAACGGAAUGCAAAUUAAUGAACUUUUGGAGUCUGUCAGAUCAAUUGAAAACGAUUUUAGUACUAUGGAAGAGUAUAAAUAUGAAGAAAAAGAUAAGAACGAAAAAAAUGUAAAUCCUGCAUAUACAUCUUAUACAUUAGAGAAAUUUGCUGAUGCAAUGUUGACAUACUCAGCGGGAUCUCCUCAUAAGCAAUUGGCAAAAAUUCACUCUUUCAUUGUUCCGGAAUGGGAAGGAUUUAAAUUUCAUACACAUGGCGGUAUUUUCAAUAUUUUAAGACACACUAUGGAAAAUAGUGAUACACUUUGUGAUCAAAAACAAUCAUUACAGCAGCUGAUUUUCAAUUUGUACACAACAUUGCAUCUUACUCAGUUAAAAGGAUUUUCUGUUAUGCAAUAUUCAUGGAUGUUAUUGCAAACGUAUGGAAAAGGAAAUUUUACAUUUGAAAGAACAAAACAAAUGGAACAUUUUGAGAAAAAAAUCAUUGAACAGCUCGAUGCCUUAAAAUCUUCAAUCAUUUCUGCAAGUAAUAUAUACUGGAGAUGUGACCCAGCAAAACAUGUAAAGGAUACAACUUAUUCAGAAGUUACACAGUUAUUACAGGGUUAUAUAGAAAAUGAAGCCGAUAUGAACAGAGAGCAGAGCUGCAUGAAAGACUGUUCAUACUAUGAAGUUGCAGAACAUAAAUCAUGUUAUAGAGAUCAAUUUUGUGCUAAACAGCGUGUUUGUAAUGGACGUUUAUUAAAUUGUCAGUAUUUUGAUUCUGACAUGAGAAUUUGUCAAUCUAAAUUUGGAAGCAGUAGGCGAUAUGAUUAUAUUGCAUAUGAAAAAGGUAAAGUCUUGGGUGAUUCAUCAGUUGAAUGCAAAGGUACAACAAGUAUGGUAGACAGCUGGUGGACAUUUUUGGUUUGGCAUUGUUCUUACUGUUUUUGCAUUUGCGAUUCAAAUGAUUCUGGUUCUGAUAGAUACUUCAGUUUAAGACCUUCGGUUUCUAAUAUUGAUAAAAAUAUGGUUAUAACUGGUGUGAGGUUCAUUAAAGUUAAACAAAUGUUCCAUUUACAAGCCCAAGAAGGUGAACUUGGCCCUCGAGGAGGAAUAAGUGAAUCUUCCAGACAAUGGCUUGAAGUACCCGGUUCUGAGUUUUCAUAUAAGAAUAAAACAUUAAAAGAUGGUGUUGACUAUCAUACAUUAACAUAUGAAUCCCGCAUUAUUGAUAUUGAUAAUGUAAUUGCUCCUGAAAAUACGGUUGUGACAGGAUUAAAAUUUAGAAAGAUUGGAUCUCACCUUAAUAUUGAAGUCCGCAUUACUCCUUUUGAUUUUAUGACUGGUGAACUUAUUGAACCUGAGUUGAAAAGUUAUUGGAUCGGAAAUGAAAACACUGAAUUGUCCAUAAAUCCAAGAACCGAAAUUGACAUAAAUAAUUCAGAUUUGCAAACCAAAUCAAGUACUGCAUCUGAACCAGAUAUGUCUUCAAAUAAAUUCCUUAAGUUUACACAUUCAUCUAUUGACCGUGAUGUUGCACAAACAACUUUACCUUUUAUUGACAUGCAGACAGUAGCACCAUUUCCUGGCGUGCCACUUUCCGGAAUAGGAAUUUACUAUAAAGGAACAAAAAGUUUUGGUGGAUUUAUUGGGGCUAAUGUUUUUACUUACAAUUUAAGUAAUAACAUAAAUCCCAAGUUAUUCCAAAUACAUGCAGUUUAA
Molecule: messenger RNA, 2034 nt
Organism: Macrosiphum euphorbiae (potato aphid)
Lineage: Eukaryota; Metazoa; Arthropoda; Insecta; Hemiptera; Aphididae
Source: the annotation of a GenBank genome assembly